Fusarium oxysporum Fo47 is the source of this 623-nucleotide messenger RNA. RefSeq names its product mitochondrial 54S ribosomal protein uL14m. Gene Ontology annotation, biological process: translation. Gene Ontology annotation, molecular function: large ribosomal subunit rRNA binding; structural constituent of ribosome. The transcript has 3 exons. Lineage: Eukaryota; Fungi; Ascomycota; Sordariomycetes; Hypocreales; Nectriaceae. Gene Ontology annotation, cellular component: mitochondrial large ribosomal subunit; ribosome. The record is from RefSeq and is a predicted model, not a curated record. Bases 49 to 444 code for a protein of 131 amino acids.
CGUGGUGAGAGUUGAGCAUUGAACCUCCGCGCGCGGGACACAGCCAAGAUGAUUCAAUUAAAGACAAUGCUUAACUGCAUCGACAACUCGGGCGCUGCCCUUGUCGAAUGCGUCUUGGUCGUCGGCCAAAAACGACAUGCCCGAAUCGGUGACCGUGUUGUCGUCGUCGUUCAGGAGCAGCGUGGUAGCUCCUCCGGUGGUAUGGCCGGUAUCUCUGCCGCCAACAAGGUCAAGCGAGGUGAUAUCCGUCACGCCGUCGUCGUCCGAACCCGAUACCCUACACAACGCCGAGACGGCUCAGUCGUCAAGUUCGACGACAAUGCUUGUGUGCUGCUGAACAAGGCUGGAGAUCCCGUGGGAUCACGUAUCAACGGUGCUGUUGGCGCCGAGCUGAAGCGCAAGAAGUGGAGCAAGAUUCUGUCAAUGGCGCCUAUGCAGGCAUAAAGAAUUGACAAGGAGUUUAGGUGGAUGGGUGGUUAUUUACAAAAGACAGGAUAGAUCAGAGGGAAUGGAUUGGCUGCAUACAGCCGUGUACGAGUGGAAUACUGUACAAUUACGAAUAUUACUACAUGGCAUUUGCGAGGCGUUGAUACGAAAAUACAGACACCUUUCAGCUCUCAAAA